UGAACCGGUUUCAACCGGUUGAGAGUUAGUUGCUUGAGAGAGGAGAGGAGGCGCAGGCACACAACCUCUACACCGCCCCGCUGGAAAAUUAUUAGACUAACGAAUUUAUUAGUGAAUUAAGGUUUACUUUGUUUCGUAAAAUGUAUCGGAGUGACAUAUUGCAGGGUUUGCCGUGAUAGUAGUUUUGGAAUCCACAUCAGUGGUUCAUACCAGCCAGACAUCACUCACUGCUGGAGCUGGAGAUAGUCAACGCUGCAGAAAUAGGAAUCUUUCUAACCAUCAGUGAUACUCAAGUACUCACUUUAUCUUGUAGCUUCUUUGGCAGACGCCACUCUUUUCAGUCAGAGCCUUGGACUUUAGAGCUCUAUGCCAGCAAUUAUGACAAUGUUAGCAGACCAUGCAGCACAGCAGCUGCUGGACUUCAACCAGAAACUGGAUAUCAACCUGCUGGAUAAUGUGGUGAACUGUCUAUACCAUGGGGUUGGACCACAGCAAAGAAUGGCACAGGAGGUGCUGACACACUUAAAAGAGCACCCAGAUGCUUGGACAAGAGUGGACACCAUCCUUGAGUUCUCCCAGAACAUGAACACCAAAUACUAUGCUCUUCAGAUUCUGGAAACGGUUAUCAAAACAAGAUGGAAGAUUCUCCCAAGGAAUCAAUGUGAAGGUAUAAAAAAGUAUGUUGUUGGUCUCAUUAUCAAGACUUCAUCAGAUGCAUCUAAUGUGGAGAAAGAGAAGGUGUACAUUGGGAAGUUGAACAUGAUCCUUGUUCAGAUUCUAAAGCAGGAGUGGCCCAAACACUGGCCCACCUUCAUCAGUGACAUCGUGGGGGCGAGCCGUACCAGUGAGAGCCUUUGUCAGAACAACAUGGUGAUCCUGAAGCUACUCAGUGAGGAGGUCUUUGAUUUCUCCAGUGGACAGAUGACCCAGGUCAAAGCCAAGCACCUAAAAGACAGCAUGUGCAAUGAGUUCUCACAGAUAUUCCAGCUCUGUCAGUUUGUUAUGGAAAACUCCCAGAAUGCCCCUCUGGUCCACGCCACACUGGAGACCCUCUUACGUUUCUUAAACUGGAUUCCUCUAGGGUAUAUAUUUGAAACCAAAUUGAUCAGCACGUUGGUGUAUAAGUUCUUGAACGUGCCCAUGUUUCGCAACGUGACACUGAAGUGCCUCACAGAGAUUGCCGGUGUGAGCGUCAGCCAGUAUGAGGAGCAGUUUGUCACACUCUUCACCCUGACCAUGUGUCAACUCAAACAGAUGCUCCCUCUAAACACCAACAUUCGGCUGGCCUACGCCAAUGGGAAAGAUGACGAGCAGAACUUUAUCCAGAACCUCAGUCUUUUCCUCUGUACGUUCCUAAAAGAGCACGGGCAGCUCAUCGAGAAGCGGCUCAACCUCAGAGAAACAUUAAUGGAGGCCCUUCACUACAUGCUGCUGGUGUCAGAAGUGGAAGAGACCGAGAUUUUUAAAAUCUGUCUGGAAUAUUGGAACCAUUUGGCUGCUGAGCUCUACAGAGAGAGUCCUUUCUCUACGUCCACAUCCCCUCUGCUCUCUGGCAACCAGCAUUUUGAUGUACCGCCACGCAGACAGCUCUAUCUGCCUGUACUCUCCAAGGUGCGUCUGUUGAUGGUGAGUCGGAUGGCGAAGCCCGAAGAGGUGCUGGUGGUUGAGAACGACCAGGGAGAGGUGGUGAGAGAGUUCAUGAAAGACACUGACUCUAUAAACCUCUACAAAAACAUGAGGGAAACUCUGGUCUAUCUGACUCACCUGGACUACGCAGACACAGAGCGCAUCAUGACAGAGAAGCUUCACAACCAGGUCAACGGUACUGAGUGGUCCUGGAAAAACCUCAACACACUGUGUUGGGCUAUAGGGUCCAUCAGCGGGGCGAUGCACGAAGAGGACGAGAAGAGGUUCUUGGUCACAGUCAUCAAGGAUCUGCUGGGUCUUUGUGAGCAGAAGAGAGGGAAGGACAACAAGGCCAUCAUUGCCUCAAAUAUCAUGUACAUCGUGGGCCAAUAUCCUCGUUUUCUCAGAGCCCACUGGAAAUUCCUUAAAACUGUGGUCAACAAACUCUUUGAGUUCAUGCACGAGACCCACGAUGGUGUUCAGGACAUGGCCUGUGACACCUUCAUCAAAAUUGCCCAGAAGUGCCGGCGCCACUUCAUCCAGGUUCAGGUGGGAGAGGUGAUGCCCUUUAUCGACGAGAUCCUCAACAACAUCAACACAAUCAUCUGUGAUCUUCAACCUCAACAGGUGCACACGUUCUAUGAAGCAGUAGGUUACAUGAUCGGAGCUCAGACAGAUCAGGCUGUCCAGGAACACCUGAUAGAAAAAUAUAUGCUGCUUCCCAACCAAGUGUGGGACAGCAUAAUCCAGCAGGCCACCAAGAACGUAGACAUCUUGAAAGACCCAGAGACUGUGAAACAGCUGGGCAGUAUCCUGAAGACAAAUGUCAGAGCGUGUAAGGCUGUGGGACACCCCUUCGUCAUCCAGCUAGGGCGAAUUUACCUCGAUAUGCUUAACGUAUACAAGUGCCUCAGUGAGAACAUCUCUGCUGCCAUUCAGACUAACGGUGAGAUGGUGACCAAGCAGCCGCUGAUCCGGAGUAUGAGAACAGUGAAACGAGAGACACUGAAACUGAUCUCAGGCUGGGUUAGCAGAUCAAACGAUCCACAGAUGGUUGGGGAGAACUUUGUCCCGCCUCUGCUGGACGCUGUCCUCAUUGACUACCAGCGCAACGUCCCAGCUGCCCGAGAGCCAGAGGUCCUCAGCACCAUGGCAACAAUCGUCAACAAGCUGGGAGGACAUAUCACCAGUGAAAUCCCCCAGAUCUUUGAUGCUGUCUUUGAGUGCACCCUAAACAUGAUUAACAAGAACUUUGAAGAGUAUCCAGAGCACAGGACUCACUUCUUUUAUCUACUCCAAGCUGUGAACUCUCAUUGCUUCCCUGCAUUCCUCGCCAUCCCCCCUGCACAGUUCAAACUGGUGCUGGACUCCAUCAUCUGGGCCUUCAAACACACCAUGAGGAACGUGGCUGACACUGGUCUGCAGAUCCUGUACACGAUGCUGCAGAACGUGGCUCAGGAAGAAGCAGCUGCUCAGAGUUUCUAUCAGACGUAUUUCUGUGAUAUCUUACAACACAUCUUCUCCGUUGUCACCGACACGUCACACACUGCAGGCCUGACGAUGCAUGCGUCCAUCCUUGCCUACAUGUUUAACCUGGUGGAGGAGGGAAAGAUCACCACAGUGUUGAACCCCACCAGCCCCACAAACAACCAGGUGUUCAUCCAGGAAUACGUGGCCAAUCUGCUCAAAACUGCCUUCCCUCACCUACAAGAUGCUCAGGUGAAGGUGUUUGUGACCGGGCUAUUCAGCUUAAACCAGGACAUUCCUGCUUUCAAGGAGCACCUGAGGGACUUCCUGGUCCAGAUCAAGGAGUUUGCAGGCGAGGACACCUCUGACCUGUUCCUGGAGGAGAGGGAGGCGUCGCUCCGUCAGGCUCAGGAGGAGAAACAUAAGAUCCAGAUGUCAGUGCCGGGCAUCCUCAACCCUCACGAGAUCCCUGAGGAGAUGUGUGACUGAGCCUGAUCUGCACCAAACUGUACAGUACUCCAAACAAACAAACAGAGACACCCUAACCACAGCAAACACAACAAAACCCAAGAGAGAGGCACUCAAGUGUGGCGGGAGGCCGGCAGAGCGGAACGUCUCCUCCCAUGUUUGUUGACCAAAACAAUGCCAACAAAAUGUAAAUGAUUACCGCGUCACCCUGUGGCCCUUUUUACAUAAUCUGUGUUUUCUAUGGAGACUUUUUGUGUAAUCUUUCCAGAACUGUUAAUCUUCUGUUUGGUUGGUCUCUGGCCCAUCCCAAGACCUGCAUGAUGAGGUUGUAACGAUUAGGACGACUAAACCAUCUUGUUUUUGUUCUGUUCCCUCCCUCUGCCCCGUAUAUUUGUUUAUAUAUAAAUAUAUUAUAUAUACAGUCCGAGCAGGGUUUGUGUCUAGUCGGCAUAGAAGCUUCUAGACCUGUGGUUUGAGAGACAGGAAGUGGUCUUUUAGACGCGUGUGCACCGCUUGUCUGGUGCGAGAAUGUGAAUCUAACGGAUAAUGAAUGAAGGUCGAGAGAUGCUGCGUCGUGUUCAGCAUCUGCUCUGCUUCACCUGAAAAAGUGUUGGGCUGCUGCUUGCAGAGGUUUUUUAGGGAAAGCAAUGCUAAUAUGUGCAUAUCAUCCCAAUUGUAUAGCAUCUUUAAUACCAUGGGAACAUUUUUUCCUUUUAUUCUAUUGUUUCUUUUUUGUUGUGGGUGUGUGCGCGUGUGUGCUGUCGCAUAGUCGACAUCAGCGUUUUGUUUUCCUCUAAGAGGAUUGUUGCUCAGUUGUGAGCCUUCAUUAAUGGGAUGUUUUAAGGAAGUGGCGGAGGUAUUUAUGGGUUCUUAGUUGGUUGCAUCUUUAUAACAACUCCUGUUUAACUCAGAUGGCUUUGAAGAUUUUUGAAUUGUACUAAUUUAGAUUGUUUACCAUGCAGUAGUGUGCGUUCAGAGACACUACCUUUAGAGCAAAAUGAAAAAAUAAACUGGGUUUACAUUUAAUUUUGUAUUUUUGCAUUUUUCAUUUGUACCUGUUUGAGUUCUGUCCAAAUAAACAAAAGGCUUUUUGUCCACAGAGCAAAUGAAUUGCCAAUGAGUUUAAUUAGGAAAAGAAUGUAUAAAUCCAAAUAAGUACCCAAUCUCUAAUGGCAGAUUUCCCUUCUCGAGGUGUUACAUUUGUUGUGAACUUUUUGAACUGAUUAAA
Messenger RNA from Cheilinus undulatus (humphead wrasse), 4789 nucleotides. It is a transcript of the gene xpo1b, whose product is annotated as exportin 1 (CRM1 homolog, yeast) b. Gene Ontology annotation, molecular function: nuclear export signal receptor activity; small GTPase binding. Gene Ontology annotation, biological process: ribosomal large subunit export from nucleus; ribosomal small subunit export from nucleus; protein export from nucleus. NCBI's taxonomy places the organism in Eukaryota, Metazoa, Chordata, Actinopteri, Labriformes, Labridae. The record is from RefSeq and is a predicted model, not a curated record. The transcript has 25 exons. Gene Ontology annotation, cellular component: cytoplasm; nucleus. Bases 367 to 3582 code for a protein of 1071 amino acids.